GAUCAAAGCAACCAUGACAGAGACGGAGGAUCGGUUUUGGAUUUCCCUGACGAAAUUAUACAUCAAAUCCUACCACACCUUCACAUGAGAGUUGCUGCUCAAACCAGAAUUUUGUCCAGCAGAUGGAAACACAUAUGGAACUCUUACCCUGUUUUUGAUUUCUGUCAAAAUUCCUUAUUUAAUGUUGAUUCCCAUAGACUGGCCGGGUGGGAGCUUGACGAUGGUAUUUCUAAACAAGUAAGGCCUCAAUAUUGGGAAACUUUAGAGAAGUUAACAAACAUUGUGGAUCAGAAACUUGAAAAAUUCAGUGAAUGCAAGCUUGGGAUCCAGAAAUUUAAGCUUUCCAUUGCUCUUGCCGACCAAGAAUUCCAUUCUUUCGUUGAUAAAUGGAUGGAAGUAGUCUCAGAAAAACAUGUCAAAGAAUUAGACCUCUGUAUAAGGGCGGAAGGUAAAUUUGGUUACGUUUUGCCACAAACAAUAUUUGCUGCUAAAUACUUAACUGUUCUAAAGAUUCGUGGUUACAACCUGAUGCUGGAGGAUCCUGUUAUGAAGAGUGCUGUAGACCUUCAUUCUCUGCAAAUCUUGUCUCUGGAGAAUGUAUACAUUGAUGAAAAAACGACUCAAAACCUUAUUAGUAGCUGUCCUUUUGUGGAGGAUUUGUAUCGUUCUUUCAAUGAGGGCAACUCACAAUCCCUAAAGGUCUAUGGUCUGGUUAAGCUCGUCAAUCUCACGGUAAAUAUGCGAUCAGAUAGUCAUCUGAUGUAAUUGGAGUUGUCUGCGUGUCGAGGUUUGCAAAGAGUGUCAUCAUAUGAGGUUGCACUAGAUUGUGUAUUUGAUGAUGCUAAUUUUCCUCAAGUCAAGUUUAUAUCUUUAUCAGAAUGCAUAUUGAGUAAAGGUUUCAGGAUUUC
Rubroshorea leprosula is the source of this 908-nucleotide messenger RNA. The record is from the annotation of a GenBank genome assembly. NCBI's taxonomy places the organism in Eukaryota, Viridiplantae, Streptophyta, Magnoliopsida, Malvales, Dipterocarpaceae.